GCGGCACGACGGCAGCCCAGACAAGUCACGGCAUUCUGGGUCGGCGGAAAAUCGCGCGAGACCAUUUCUCUCCCCUAAUCCGACGAAUUUUUUCAUUUCUCUUUCAUUUUUUUUUUUUUUGAUUGAUUUCCACGUUCGACGACUUCGACGACGACGACGAGCACGAAGAACAGAGACAACGCACACACACACGAUACGACACUUGAAUCCAGAUUCGAAUUUUGUUGACUGUUUGAUCGUGACUUUGCCAGUGAUAAUUUCAUUGUUCACAACUGAUCGAGCUUCGUAUUUCGUAUUAAUAGCGAUAGUGAGGAUUAUAAUAAAUUAUUGAUAGUUUGGUGGAAUUUGUAAAAAUUUCGAUUGUUUCCGCCACGAUCGCUUUGUUUUCCAGCAGCGGAAAAAAUCAUUUUCAGCCGCUUGUUUUCAGCUUAGAAUAGAGACGGGAGUGUUAGCAACAUGGUGUUCACAAAGGCAAUGCCAGCCUCCGGAAAGACAGAGACCAGCAACGGCGACGCCGCCUCCAACCCUGCCCAGAGGACCACCUUCAGGCCGCCAUGGGUGAAGGAGGGUCCCAAUCCACUUCCGGUUCCCACCCAGCCGUGGGAACUCAAGAAGGCACCGCGGCGUGACUCCUCAGACAGCUCCACCACCGACAACCCUCUAGGUGUGACGUUGCGCAAGGUGACGGUGCCCACCAAAGAGUCGCAAGAGAACGGCGAAGGUACCAGAGAUGUCACGUUCGAGAAACCCAAACUGAAACCGGUGCCGCGCAAAGAGAUCGACAUACCCAAAAAAAACAAAAUCCCACUGCCCAAACUGAACAGCAUUACGGACGCCACUGAAAACAAUCCAUUAGCUGGCGUACAGCUGAGGAAGACGUCCAUAAAGACCAGCGAGCCGCAGGAGAACGGCACCAAGGAGCCGGAGUUCAUCAAGCCCAAACUAAAGUCGGUGCCGGUGCGUGAGAAGACGCCGCCGAAGAAGGACCACAAGCUGCAGCUGCCCAAGCUGAACAGCGUGGCGGACAGGAAGCUGAAGGACCCGCCACGCAAACCCUCGCUGACCAGGGUGCCGACCAACGACGACGACCUCGACAAGGAAGUUCCCGCCACUAGGAACGCCCUAGUGCGUGCGGAAAGCAUGAGGAGGAUGUCACAAGUCCACAUACCCCACGCCCCUCCAAUGCCACCUCCCGCUCCCCUGAUGCCCGGCGAGGAGCCGAAGAAGGAGCUCUCCUCCCAACAGAAGAAGAGACUCGAACAACUGCGGUCGAGACCCAAGGUGAGACCGGACUGGUCGUGCAUGCUCAAGGAAAUCGAGGGUGUGAAGAAGCUGCGUCACGUAGAAUGCAACGACAGGUCGCAGCCUUUGUUGCCGGACGCCAAAGAUCAAACCAAAGACCACUUCGUCUUCGAAAGCGAAAAGGGUGACAACAGCCACCACGAGCUGCUUAGGGAGAUUCAAGGAGGCAUCAAACUGAAGAAGGUGAAGACCAACGACAGGAGCAAACCCAUGUUGGAAGGCCUCAGGAAGUUCAGAAGGCAGAUGACCAUCGAGGAACAAAUCCAGAAAUCCAUGUCCAUGGCCAGCAUACCUCCGGAGGAGAUCCCGGUGGAAGAACAAGACGAGAUGGAUGACAUCGACAAAGUACGAGACGAUUUGCAGAGCACAAAACAAAUGCUAGCCUUAGAGCUGCGCAAUAAAGAGGCUCAGAUAAGAGAAAACAAAAUGCUCCUGGCCAGGAUACAGAAUCUGGAGGCUGAGCUCGAGAAGGAGAAGGCUAGGAAGGCGGAAGGAGGCGACGGUGGUGGAGGCGGUGGCACCCAGGCCGACGACAAGAUCAUCAAGUCACUGAAAACUGAGGCAGAACAGGCCAAGAAACACUCCGAGGAACUGGAGAAGAAGUACAAGGAGUCGGCGGAGGAGCUGGACAGCACCAAGGCUCAAUUGGAGGAGAUGAGACGGCAGCACAGGGACAUGGAGAAGAAACUUCAGGAGGCUAUGCAAGGUAAAAGGAUGUCCUUCUCGGACAGGAAGAACAGCAUGGCCAACGGCGCCGACAACUCAGAUCUGGACUUCAGCUCCGACGAAGAGGAAGAAAGCGACGGCGAGGAGACGGAAGAGAAAAAGGAGAAACGCCUCCAAAAGGAACUCAAGCACCUGCGCAACAAGCUCAGGAACUUCAAGAACAAAGAGGACAACGCCAAGAAGGAACGGAUAGCUUUGAGGGAGAUCAUCAAGAGGAACCAAACCGCCAUCAAGGAGGAGAAGAAGAAGUUCAAGCAGUUACAAAAAGAGGUGGACAAAAUGGCGGCGCUGAUGAAGGACCUCGCGGAGGAAGACGAGGAUGAGAACGAGGACGAGGAGAAGCCGGAGGAGGAAACCGAGGAGGAGAGCGAGGAGGAGUCCAGCGAGGAGGAGUCUUCGGAAGAAGAGGACGAGAGCGACGAGGAGGAGAGCGAGAGCGAGGCCGAGGACGCGCCGGCGGAGAAGCGAAAGGCGAACCUGGAGAGCAGGAACAACAGGCACGAGAGCAUACUGUCGGCGCUCAAGAAGGGCAACUUCAUGCUGAAGGCGAACGCCGAACGGCUGCAGGACGAGCUCAACAAGCAGAAAGACGCGACCGAAUCGCUGAAGCACGACCUCGACUCGGUGCUGUCGGAGUUGGGUUAAUGGGUCGGUGUUUCUCGGCGUAUGACUUAAGUUGGCAGACGCCUGGCAAAUCACAAGGGUGGAACUCCUUCGGUGGCCACCUGGUGAUUUGCCAGUUGUGACUGAUUUUAAAGCGGUAGGUUAGUGGUUCCAAGUGUGGAAUUUCAAGUAAUUUGGUCAUAAUAUCACACUUGGAACAUAAAAAAAUUGUGAUUGAGCUUUUUUAUUUACAAUUUACAUGUUUAUACACUUGUACGACGCCACAACAGUAAACUUAAUCAAUUUUUAAACUAAAUUAACACGUCAAUUCUUAGAUCGACAAGCCAAAGUAAACUAUUCAAGCUAUUUUUAAACCCCACAGCAGUUUUCCAAGGUCUAUAAAGUGCACAAAAAAAAUAAUCUUGUAGUUUAAGCAUUAAUGUUAAGUUUUAAAUAAAACAGAAAGUGGUAUAAGAUCUGCCAGGUUCCAAUAUUUGUGAAAAUCACUUUAAAUUACUAUAAAAUAAACUAACCCUUAGUGUUAAGGAAUGUUACACAACUAAUAAAAGUUUUACUUAGUUUGUAGGUUUACACAUAAAAUAAUUACUGAGGCAAACUGUUCUAAAAGUUGUUUGGGUAUUUUAUUUUGGUUGUCUGUCCUAUAAGAAUGGUAAUAUUUCGUUCACGUUGCUUAUCACAUUUUCCAAAUUUCACACAAGCUCAAAACUAAGCUUCAGCAGAAAAUACUUAAAAAAUAAACGAUAGUACAUGAAAAUUUUUUGUAUACAAUAAGUUUUACGUGUUCUUUUUAACUAUAGAAUAGUUUAACCAUGUUCAGUUGAUGUAAAUAAAGUGUGAUCAGCAAAUAUUUGUAUUUAUGCUUGAUAAAGAUUUUCCUAAUUAAAUUGUAUUGAAAUAUAAA
Aethina tumida (small hive beetle) is the source of this 3553-nucleotide messenger RNA. RefSeq names its product glutamic acid-rich protein-like. The coding region runs from base 457 to 2673 and encodes 738 amino acids. Lineage: Eukaryota; Metazoa; Arthropoda; Insecta; Coleoptera; Nitidulidae. The transcript is spliced from 10 exons. Gene Ontology annotation, molecular function: actin binding. The record is from RefSeq and is a predicted model, not a curated record.